UAACAACAUGUCUACUCAUGUCAAUCAAGCAUAACAGAAUUUAACCAGUUCACAAUAGGAAACCAAGUAAUUCCCUUAUUAUAAAUAGUCUCAGAAAUCGCAUCAGAUCGAGAAAAUUGUUCAUGUCAACAAUUAUUAAAUUCUUCUUUGCCAUAAUGCUAUUUUUACUGCUCAGUCUCCAGAUCUAAUAUCACCUGGAUGUUAUUUCCAUUUUUGUACUUUUGCUAAUAUACUAUCUCAUUGACUUUUUGAAUGCCCUACACUAUCAUUUUAAGAUGAAAAAAUUGUAAAUACGAUUGUAAACAUUCUUAUUUUAUACAGCAAGAAGAAAAAGUUAUUGGGCUAUCUUGGAGUCAUAAUAUUUGAUUUUUUUUAUCUAACAUGCUUAUUGUUGCUCAAAAAAGUGGGAUACCAAUAUUUUGUUUACAGUAAUGUUUUUUUAGUUAUUGCGAUUUUAAUGGACUUCUACUCCCUCUAUCAAGAUAGAGCUCUAUUAGAAUCAUUAAAAAUUUUGAAUCAAAUAUCUUUAUUGACAAGAAUUUAUGUAGCGAUAUGUUCGCUAUUUAUAACUUUGAAAAUUGAUAAUAUCAUAGUUUGGAAUUGGACUCCAACAUUAUGGGCUGUUUGGGUCGGUUUGAUUUGUUUUAUUGGUAUUAGUGCAGGCUCUCUAAUAGUAACAUUUAGCAAGAUAAUAUAAUAUCUGUUUGACAGAUAGAAUCUAUAGAGAUCAGAAUGUAUUUGUUCCUAUAACAAUUUUUAGUAAUUUCAUACAUCUGGCUAACUCAACUGCUCAUAUUUGGAAGUGUUUCCAUAUCGUUAAGUUCUUUGGGAUAUUUAGAGUAUUUAGAAAAUCAACCAAAUUAUUCUCACAAUUUCGUUGUGCAACAAUAUUUCGUAAUUGCUGAAUUCUUCGUCAUUUUCAUUUAUUCCAUUUAUUUUCGUAUAGAUAUAUGCGAAUAAAUAUACAUAACACUCUAAGAUGAUGAACCAGCCAACUAAUAAUAAUUUUCUGUUAACAUAUAAGGAAACAACUAAACUUAGUAAUAAAUCAAUCCGACUUCCUCAAGAACUUAGAUUCCUUAGGUUGUGUAAAAAAUAUCAAAAGCGUAUUUUGGAAUACCCUCCUUGAUCAAGAAGGAAGGUGGUGAUCAAGAUUCAAUUAGUGGAUCACCAGUUCUUAAGAAAUCAUCGAAAGGGCAUAAAAGAGCAUUUUCCAGCUAAGGAGUGGCUUCAUAGAUGUUUUAAGAAUUGGAUCAAAUAGUUAUUGAUAAGUAACCUCCUAAUGCUUUAAAUAAGACUACUUCUAAUGAAUUAAGAUUUUAAAUUGAUAAAAAGAGAUGUAAUUCUCAUUUAGUAACAGUAAAUUAUCAUUUUUAAUAUUAGAUUGCUCAUGAUGAAAGCAUUUAAAAUAGACAACACGAAAUGAGUAUAAGUUAGACCAGUAACAUUUGUAUAGUGUGUUAUGAAAGAGGACCGAAUGCAGUUUUUAUGAAUUGUGGUCAUGGAGGAACAUGUUAUCAAUGUGCUAUUGACAUUUGGAAAUAAAAAACGGUUUGUUACUUAUGUAGGAAUGUAAUAUUUAGUAUUAAUCAAAUUAGAAAAUUGAAUACAUUUUGAAGGUUGAUUUGGAGGACAGAUAUGGAGAUUUAUUUAAAGUUGUUUCUACUGCCUAAAUGCUAGAUUAAUUUAACAAAUGA
Paramecium octaurelia is the source of this 1697-nucleotide messenger RNA. The record is from the annotation of a GenBank genome assembly. Lineage: Eukaryota; Ciliophora; Oligohymenophorea; Peniculida; Parameciidae.